This is a messenger RNA of Bufo bufo (common toad), 1110 nucleotides long. RefSeq names its product phospholipase A2 inhibitor and Ly6/PLAUR domain-containing protein-like. The record is from RefSeq and is a predicted model, not a curated record. The transcript has 5 exons. Lineage: Eukaryota; Metazoa; Chordata; Amphibia; Anura; Bufonidae. Bases 60 to 740 code for a protein of 226 amino acids.
CACCCAUGGAUGAAUUCUAACGCAACACAGGCAGCUGAGAUUAAAGGUCUGUUCCUAUAAUGGUCCUGGAAGCUGCAAUGACAAUGCGCUCCUGUCUGAUGGUCACCUGCCUCCUGUCUGCUAUUGCAGCUAAAGGUUAUUCUCUGUCAUGCAUUGAAUGUAUGUCACAGGAGGGCACUAUAUGUAAUGGAACAUCGAAGGUCUGCUCGUCUGGAGAUGAUUCUUGUAUUUCCACUUACAUCCUUACAUCAAUGGGUGGAAUGGAAAUAGCCAAAAUGUAUAUCCGGCAAUGUGCACCAAACAAAUUGUGCUCGAAGACUGGGAGUAUCAGCCUUCCCAAUGGUAGGAUAAAGACCGGGACUACCUGCUGCAAGACCAAUGAUUGUACACCUGCCAAUCCUGUCCUUCCUUCAGACUCGAAUGAAAAAAAUGGCUUGUCAUGUAAAACAUGUUUUACCCCAAAUUCUAAGUCCUGUGACACCAACCUGCUCACCGACUGUUUAGGAAGUGAGACUACGUGCAUAAAUCAACUCACGACUAGAACAGGAAAGGUUCCCACCUCAACAGUCGUACGUGGCUGUUCCACCAAAGAGAUGUGUGAACCUGCCCACCAGGUGUGGCACCUUGGUGAGAUGACCAUUCUUUUAGAAAACACUUGUACAAACCGCGGUGUCCAUGUACAACCCAGUCUGCUCCUGGCGAUCAUCUCCCUCGGGCUCAUUUGGAAGUCCUCCUGUUAAUCCUUGAAACUUAGUUGUGCAAAUGUAACCACAAUGAUAAAACCUAUGUCUAUUUCUUCCACUGUAUAUUUGGGGCUUGUAUGUAUGUAUGUAAGGUUGCACUUGUACUACAAAACUUGAAUUCAAUCUCGAUUUGAACGCUGAAGUUCCAAUAGGUUUCAAUCUUACAAAUUGAUAAUAAUUACUGUAUAUAAAUGAUUGCUAUUGCAUCUCUAUAUAAGCUACUAUCUUCUAAUACCUUCUAGUUAUAUGUAUAUUAUGUCCAGUGCCUUGCAAAAGUAUUCUCCCCCCUUGACUUUUUUUGUGUUUUGUUACAUUACAGCCUUAAGUUCAAUGUUUUGUUAAUCUGAAUUUUAUGUAUGGAUCAGAA